UAUAGUAUACGUAAGGAUAUAGCUCUGGUCAGGCAGAAACAAUUGAGCGACCAUGGAUAUUUUUCCCAGGCCAGAUGAGUCGAACACAGACGUCAUCGUACGUGAUUCACGAGAGGAGGAAUUAUGGCGAAAGACAAGGAUCCCCUGAGUCAGCUGAAGGAUCUGGCACAGCUCAAAGAUCAGCUAGAAGAUAUUCAGAAAAGAGUGGAGGACGAAGUGCAGGCUGGGAUACCACAGGGUGGCUCAUUUUUAGCCUCUCCUUUCCUCAAGGGCUUCGUGGCUGGCUAUGUGGUGUCCAAACUACGCGCUUCAGCCAUCUUGGGGGUCGCUAUGGGAACCCUUACGGGCAUCUACGCAGCACAGUCCUAUCAGGUGCCAAACAUUGAGAAAACCAUAAAGGACUAUCUGAACUCUUUGAAAAAAGGUCCUAGUAAUUAACACGG
This is a messenger RNA of Tachysurus vachellii, 443 nucleotides long. Its product is annotated as SLC35A4 upstream open reading frame protein-like. Lineage: Eukaryota; Metazoa; Chordata; Actinopteri; Siluriformes; Bagridae. Bases 124 to 438 code for a protein of 104 amino acids. The record is from RefSeq and is a predicted model, not a curated record. The transcript has 3 exons.